Thermothelomyces thermophilus ATCC 42464 is the source of this 1770-nucleotide messenger RNA. RefSeq lists its product as uncharacterized. Gene Ontology annotation, molecular function: ATP binding; ATP hydrolysis activity; proteasome-activating activity. Gene Ontology annotation, biological process: positive regulation of RNA polymerase II transcription preinitiation complex assembly. Gene Ontology annotation, cellular component: cytosolic proteasome complex; proteasome regulatory particle, base subcomplex. The record is from RefSeq and is a predicted model, not a curated record. The transcript has 4 exons. The coding region runs from base 159 to 1334 and encodes 391 amino acids. NCBI's taxonomy places the organism in Eukaryota, Fungi, Ascomycota, Sordariomycetes, Sordariales, Chaetomiaceae.
AACCCAACCAACCUGGAACGCCACCACAAACGCCAGCAACCGACUCCAUCGUCGCCGAACCCCACGAACGAACAGGAGCCUUCGCGCGCCGCUUCGACAUCACAUUUUGCCCGAUCACCGCAAGGCCGAAAUCAACAGCAAACCCCUCCCGAGCAGCAAUGGCGUCAGACCAGGAGCGCGAGCACGCCCUCGCCUCCUUCAAGCAGAAGCUGAUUGAGUCGCGGGAAUGGGAGACGAAGCUCAAGAACCUCCGGAUGGAAAUCAAGAGCCUUCAAAAAGAAUACGAGCAGACAGAAGAGAACAUCAAGGCGUUGCAAAGCGUCGGGCAGAUCAUCGGCGAAGUGCUCAAGCAGUUGGACGACGAGAGAUUCAUAGUAAAGGCCUCGUCCGGGCCACGCUACGUCGUCGGGUGCCGAUCCAAGGUGGACAAGAGCAAGCUGAAGCAGGGUACGCGCGUGGCGCUCGAUAUGACGACGCUCACCAUCAUGCGCAUGCUUCCGCGCGAGGUCGACCCGCUGGUCUACAACAUGUCUCUCGAGGACCCGGGACAGGUCAGCUUCGCCGGCAUCGGCGGGCUCAACGAGCAGAUCCGCGAGCUCAGAGAGGUGAUUGAGCUGCCGCUCAAGAAUCCGGAGCUGUUCCUGCGCGUCGGCAUCAAGCCGCCCAAGGGUGUGCUCCUCUACGGGCCUCCCGGCACGGGAAAGACGCUGCUCGCGAGGGCGGUGGCUAGCAGUCUCGAAACUAACUUCUUGAAAGUCGUCUCCUCGGCUAUCGUCGACAAGUAUAUUGGCGAGUCGGCACGCCUGAUCCGCGAGAUGUUCGGCUACGCCAAAGAGCACGAGCCGUGCAUCAUCUUCAUGGACGAGAUCGACGCCAUCGGAGGGCGGCGGUUCAGCGAGGGCACGAGUGCGGACCGCGAGAUCCAACGCACCCUCAUGGAGCUGCUCAACCAGCUCGACGGCUUCGACUACCUUGGCAAGACCAAGAUCAUCAUGGCAACUAACCGGCCCGACACGCUCGACCCGGCGCUGCUGCGCGCCGGCCGCCUGGACCGCAAGAUCGAGAUCCCGCUGCCCAACGAGGUGGGCCGGCUGGAGAUUCUCAAGAUUCAUGCGGCCGGCGUGGCCAAGGAGGGCGAGAUCGACUUUGAGAGCAUCGUCAAGAUGAGCGACGGGCUGAACGGGGCCGAUCUGCGGAACGUGGUGACCGAGGCGGGCCUAUUUGCCAUCAAAGAUGACAGGGACGCUAUCAACCAGGACGACUUCAACAAGGCGGUGCGCAAGCUGGUCGAAGCGAAGAAGCUGGAGGGCAAGCUUGAGUACCAGAAGUUGUGAGGGGCGCAGGGGCAGACACGCUUGGUGCUUCUGCAUAACCUUGCUUGCAUUGGACCUUGUCAUGAACACAGCUUGAUGGGCCUGUGUGCCAUUGUACCAAUAUUGAAUGAUGGGCCGAUCAGCGCGAAGAUAAGUUUAAACCCCCGUGGUGGUCAGCGUCCCAGCAUCAGCUUGCGAUAUGGCCCGUCCCUCUGGUAUUUUCGCAUCUGCGAAGAGUAUUCGGGGCCGUCAUUCGGAAUACACAGGUCCCCUACACCAGCUCGUCGCCAGACAUGGCGUAGUCUGUCUGCAUGCUCCUUCCUGAUCCUUCCCGGUGAUAUCGAUCCGGGGGGCUAUGUUACCUAGCUCAAUGCUACCCCCUGGCACAAGGAAGAGUGUAAAAGGGGUAGGAAGCUUACAUAGUGUAAUCCGUACAUAGAUAGGGCUGUGAGUGUGC